This is a messenger RNA of Nanorana parkeri, 1476 nucleotides long. RefSeq names its product pancreatic lipase-related protein 2-like. Gene Ontology annotation, molecular function: protein binding; triacylglycerol lipase activity. The transcript has 12 exons. Gene Ontology annotation, biological process: lipid metabolic process. The record is from RefSeq and is a predicted model, not a curated record. The coding region runs from base 1 to 1476 and encodes 491 amino acids. Lineage: Eukaryota; Metazoa; Chordata; Amphibia; Anura; Dicroglossidae.
AUGAUGGUCACACUGGUCCUGGUGCUGUCCAUAGCAGCAGCUAUUAGAGCUGCUGAGGAGGUCUGCUACGACAGGCUGGGAUGUUUCACAAACGGCCCCCCCUAUUCCAACACACUGGAAAGACCGAUCAGUCGCUUACCAUGGGCACCAGAAGUGAUAGACACGCAAUUCCUGCUCUUCACUAGAAGAAACCCUGACCAGUACCAAGUGAUCAGAGCUCUCAACGUCUCCUCAGUCUUUGGCACCAACUUUAAGCCCAGUCUGAAAUCUUUAUUCAUCAUCCAUGGCUUUGUAGAGACGGGGGACAAGCAGUGGCUGGUCGAGAUGUGUCAGACUCUUCUGGAGGUGUCCGAUGUGAAUUGUUUCUGUGUAGACUGGCGCGGAGGAUCAUUUGCCCUCUACACACAAUCUGCCAACAAUGUCCGUGUGGUUGGAGCAGAAAUUGCCUAUUUCUUGAACUUUCUUCAGGCAAUGUAUGACUACCACAUGUCUGAUGUCCACCUGAUCGGGCACAGCCUGGGGGCACACGUUGUUGGUGAAGCUGGACAGAGACAGGAGGGAAUUGGAAGAGGUUCUGGAUUGGAUCCAGCUGGUCCCUACUUUGAAAACACCCCACCCAGUGUGAGACUGGACCCUACAGAUGCGCUCUUUGUUGAUGUCAUUCACACAGAUGGGUCAUCUACGGCUCUCCUUGGUUUUGUUGGUUUUGGCAUGAAGCAGAUGGUUGGUAAUGUUGACUUCUUCCCCAAUGGUGGUAAACGGAUGCCCGGCUGUGACCAAAUAUUUCCCAUAGAUGGCAUUCUUGAUGAUAUCAUUGCAGGACUACAGGAGAAGCUCUUGUGUAGCCACCAAAUGAGUGUCAAGUUCUUUACAGCGAGCAUUUUGAGACCUGAUGGCUUCAUUGGUUACCCUGCUUCAUCAUACAGUGCUUUUAAAGAGGGAUCUGGGUUCCCAUGCACCAAUGCAAGUUGCGCCUGCAUGGGGUACAAGGCGGAUGAAUAUGAUCAUGGUGACGACUCUACAAUCAGCCAGACAUUUUUCCUGAACACUGGAGACCCUUCAAACUUCCCGCGCUGGAGAUACCAGGUGACGGUCCGUGUAGCUGUGGAGACUGUAGAUGUGGUGGGAACAUUUGGAGUAUCUCUAUGUAGGAAGGAGAUCUGUACCAGUCAUCUUACUGUUUACAGUGGAGUCAUCCUGUCUUCAAGGUCAUACACAACAUUUGUUGAUGCGGACGCUGAUGUUGAUCCGGUGCAGAGGGUAGUGUUCUCCUGGAAGAAAGUAGCCCCUCUAUUCCUGGAGCCAUCACUGGGUGCCUCAGAUGUGACUUUGUAUUACGGACCAAGUGGACAAAUGUAUGUAUGCCAGCUCUGCACACCUCACAUUCUGAGUCAACGAUUCCACUUCUGUAGCAAGGACCAGGUGAAGCAAGGCAUAAAUCAGACGCUGCAACUCUGCCCUUCACCUUCCACCUAG